ACUUCAGAGGGUAUUGAAUAUAUAACAGAACGAGGACAACGACGUCCUGCCGAUUGGCCCAAAGAAUUCUCAGAAGAACCUAUUAAAGAAGAAAUUAAAUUAAAUCCGGGUGAAAAAGCUUGGAUUAAAAUAGCCAAAUUAGAUCAUUUUCCGGAUGAUGGCGGACAGGUCGUUAAAUAUGGGGACGUACAAAUAGCGAUAUAUAAUACACAUAAAAAGACUCAAUGGUAUGCAACACAAAACAUGUGCCCACAUAAAAGAGCAUUCGUAUUGUCACAAGGGAUAGUAGGUGAUGAAGACGGGACUAUUAAAGUGAGCUGUCCGAUGCAUAAAAAGAACUUUGCAUUGGAGACAGGUGAAUGUUUAUCAGGAGAUGUAAACUUGAGACUGAUGACCUUUGAUAUCAAGGUAGAAGAUGAACAUAUUUGGUUACAUCUUCCACCAACUCACGAACUUGAUCGAUUACUUGGAACUAGCAAAUGGAAGGUCACCAAAAAUGGGAAAAAACAAAAAGAAAGAAUAAUGGACAGAUCAGAAUCAAAGAUCCAGAUGUUAGGAACGACAAAUUCUUCCGGUUGUGCAGAUGUUUCAUGUGGUGAUAAGAAAUUGGAUUG
This is a messenger RNA of Racocetra persica, 614 nucleotides long. The record is from the annotation of a GenBank genome assembly. Lineage: Eukaryota; Fungi; Glomeromycota; Glomeromycetes; Diversisporales; Gigasporaceae.